Molecule: messenger RNA, 2200 nt
Organism: Hermetia illucens (black soldier fly)
Lineage: Eukaryota; Metazoa; Arthropoda; Insecta; Diptera; Stratiomyidae
Product: guanylate kinase
Exons: 5
Coding region: 386-1066 (226 amino acids)
Biological process (GO): purine nucleotide metabolic process
Cellular component (GO): cytosol
Molecular function (GO): GMP kinase activity
Source: RefSeq, a predicted model, not a curated record
CAACCAACCCUUCAGCUCAAUGGUUUCUCGCGUGUUGUUGGGCGGCCUUUUCAGGAACAGUAAGCGAUAAAUCUCCUAAUCCGCCAAAUUUGUGUAGUUUCCCGCUUUGGAAAUGUGUGCUCAAAGUGCUCAACCGUUUUGUCUGUGAAAAUUCCCCAUAAAUCCCGCAAUUUUCCUCCAUUUUUGCUGCAUUUUCGCCACCUGAACGUUUGCCGCAUUGAUUCCCAACUAACCUGUGUGUCGUUGUCCGCAAAAUCUAAUUUGAAGGACUUUAGGUGCUUUUCUGUGUGCCAGGACUCAUCACGUUUUGUAUUUACAUUCCUGAGCGGUAAAUCAGAUAAUUUUCGUGUGCUGUCGACGAAGCGAGUGAUAAAAGAUAAACAAAAUGUUGACUCUGCUAACGCUGAUUUCCCGAGCCAUAGCAACGAUGGUUAAGCACGGACCGCGUCCUCUAGUCAUCUGCGGGCCAUCAGGCUCUGGCAAAAGUACACUGCUGAAACGAUUGUUCGCAGAAUAUCCCGAGACUUUUGGCUUCAGCGUAUCGCACACAACACGCAAACCGCGUCCAGGCGAACAGGAUGGCGUCCAUUACAAUUACGUGACAAAGGAGGCAAUGGAGGAGGCAAUUAAACGUGGAGAAUUUUUGGAGACGGCAGUUUUCAGUGGAAAUAUUUAUGGGACAAGUAAACAUGCAGUACGGCAAGUGCAAGCACAGGGAAAAGUAUGUGUACUCGACAUCGAAAUGCAGGGUGUUGAACAAAUCCGAAAUUCUGACCUAAAUCCAAUUCUGGUCUUCAUAAACCCACCAUCAAUUGAGGAACUCGAACGACGGCUUCGUGGACGAGCAACCGAGACCGACGAAAGUCUAAAAAGCCGAUUGGAGACCGCGAAACAUGAGAUCCAAUACGGCAACAAACCAGGAAACUUCCACUGCGUUGUCCACAAUGAAACACUGAAGCAGGCGUACGAAGAGCUGAGAGACUUCAUUGAAACUGAACUGAAACGGGAAAAACAGGAAGGAGUCACAGUUAGCCUGAAACGAGUUCCAUUGCCUGAGGAUUUUUAAACGGAAAAAAUAGUCGAAAUGUAUCUGAAAGCUAUUCCUCGACACAAGGAAGCAUUCGGUCAGACUCAGGCUUUGAUUAGAAACUGUCUCAAAGAUAUACCAUUUGGAUUGCAGUUCUGGACCCUUUUUGGAAAUGAGUGGAGCUUAAAUCAACUAUCAAUCAGUCAUUUUUCGCAUUUAUCUUUUUAUCUUUGUAUUAUUACUUAAGUUUUAUUUGCUGGUACUUUGUAUCCUUCAGUUCCUUGCAGGCCAAUCUAUCAAAAGUACUCACAAAUGUAAUUGAUUGGGAAUAUUUUGCGAUCAAAACACAAUUGCAGAGCGGUGCCAAUGGGGUUAUAAAAUAUUUUUCAAAAUACAUUUCACUUGUUAGAAAAUGCACGAAACAUUGUUUUCGGUAGAAUUGGAAUUUCACGCUGAAAUGUUCUUUCUGCAUCCGAAGGGGGCGGUACAAUGUAUUCGUUUGAUAGAGGAUAAAGCCCUGUUUUGACCUACAGGCAAAUUUUUAGAGAUUAUCAAUAGCUUUAAAUGUAAGAGACUUAAAUCCCCCAACUAAACUCAAAUACCCAUCGUCCUUAGUGCGCUUUUUAGACAAGUACAGAAAACUUUUUGUGGCUUUUCCUAUCUGCUUCAAUUCGAUGUCACUUUUUAUGCCUCAGAAGUUAGUCAGGCUCGCCAAACAUACACACAUGAAUUUAAUAGAAAAAAGGACUCCUAAUCAGAUCAUAAUUGCGAUCACAAACCUAUGAUCAAACACUAAAACAAUAAAACAGACCAAGUUAACAGAGCUGCCAACAGAAAUAUCAAGAGAUUAUCUGAUCCUCAAAAACUUUGUAAUGCGAAUUUUAAACUAGUUUGGAAGAAAAUGAAUUUAUAAAUUUAACAAGAAGCAAUGGAUUUUAUUUUUAAAGAAUUUAUGGAUAUUGAACAUAGAAGUGUUCCCCUACUAGACAGCGAAAAUGUUGUGAUUAGUAAUUUGUGGUUUUCGUGUAAAAUUGUAAAAUUAGGCUUUAAAAUUGAAUUGAAAGGCGGAGUUUUAAUGCAUAUGCAUCACAUAGAUGUAUACCUAAUCUCAAAGUUGUUCUAGAAUAAAGUGAAGUAAAAUAAACGUGUCAACUCCAUGAUAGAAAAUAUCAA